AACCGUGCGCGUACGCAGCUCCAGCGUCAGUCUGCGUGCGUCCGUUACGGGGUGCGGACGUGGAUGGAUAGUGGUUGUGUUGUGUUUUGUGAAUUGUGACAGUCAAAAUGCAGGGACGUGAUAAAUUGUGUGCGAAAUUGACCAGUGCCUUCCUCAGGAAAUGGUGGUUUGUGCUGGCCUCCGCAGUCAUACUUCUUCUUCUAGGAAUAAUCUGCGCCAUUUUCUUCGGCACAUGGAUCCGUAUGUUUAUAGACCACGAGCUGGUGCUGCGUCCGGGCUCGAUGACGUUCGACUGGUGGGCGCGGCCGCCGGUGCGACCGUUCGUCCGCGUCUACGUCUACAACGUCACGAACGCCGACGAGUUCCUCAACAACGGCAGCAAACCCAUACUGGAUGAGCUGGGACCUUAUGUUUACGUGGAGGAGUGGGAGAAGGUGAACAUCACCGACAACGAGAACGGCACGCUGUCGUUCCACUACCGCCGCCAGUACACCUUCAUGCCGGAGCUCAGCGCCGGGCCCGAUGAUGACUCCGUCGUCGUGCCCAACAUACCUAUGCUGAGCGCGACGUCCCAGUCGAAACACGCGGCGCGGUUCCUGCGGCUGGCGAUGGCAUCCAUCAUGGACAUCCUCAAGAUCAAGCCGUUCGUGGAGGUAUCUGUCGGUCAGCUGCUUUGGGGCUACGAAGACCCGCUGCUCAAGCUGGCCAAGGACGUCGUGCCAAAAGAACAGAAGCUGCCGUACGAGGAAUUCGGACUGUUCUAUGGUAAAAAUGGCACUGCGCCCGAGGAGGUGACGAUGUUCACGGGCGCCGGCGACAUCACGCGGUACGGCAUCAUCGAGCGGUACAACCACCGCGACCGCCUGCCGCACUGGCUCACCGACGAGUGCAACAGCUUCGCCGGCUCAGACGGCUCCAUCUUCCCGCCCCACAUCACCCGCAACGACACUCUCGCUGUUUACGACAAGGACCUGUGCCGACUGCUGCCGCUCAAAUACCUCAAGGACGUAGAGUCGGCGGCCGGCGUGUCCGGGUUCCGGUUCACGCCGCCGGAGGACGUGUUCUCUGACGGCGAGCACAACCGCUGCUUCUGCCCCGCCGGUCCGCCCUGCGCACAGUCCGGACUAUUCAACGUCUCCCUCUGCCAAUACGAUUCACCUAUCAUGCUAUCGUUCCCUCACUUCUACCUGGCUGACCCGAGCUUGCGAGAGGCCGUGGAGGGCGUCUCACCCCCUGAUCCGGAGAAGCACAGACUUUACAUCGACGUCCAGCCGGAGAUGGGUACGGCGAUGCGCGCACGCGCCCGCAUCCAGAUCAACCUGGCCGUGUCGCAGGUGAUCGACAUCAAGCAGGUCGCCAACUUCCCAGACAUCGUCUUCCCGAUAUUGUGGUUCGAAGAGGGUAUAGACGAGCUGCCAGAAGAGGUGUCGUCGAUGCUGCGGCUGGCGACGCGCGUGCCGCCGCUCGCCCGCGCCGCGCUCGCCGGCGGGCUCGGCGCGCUCGGCCUGCUGCUGCUGCUGCUCGCUGUCACUUGCAUCAUCAGAUCGUCCCACAGACAGAGCACGUUGCGACUGGAGGGUCACGCGGUGGCCAAAGCGACUCCCGCCAAGACGCCGAGCAAAGACAACGGCUACGAACUCAACAACAGGAGAUAAUUGUCGCCGCGACGACCGCUUGAACUGUCUUAUUCGUGAUCGGGCCCAGACCCACGAACUAUAUGUUUAAAUAUAUACAAAUUAGGUUGACUUCGAACCGAUAUAGCCGCAUGAUUUUCAAUAAGUAAGAAAUAUAUCAUAUUAGUUAUACUUACAGGAGAUUGCGGAAAUCGAGUUAAUGAGAUUGAAAAGUCGAAAAAAUCUAAAUAAGACAGAUGAAGCGUAUCAUAGACUUAAUAUUAGCCACCUCAAAAUGUAGAUGUUAAAGUUACGUGUUGAGAAUAAUUUGACAGCAGCUAGGGAAAAACAUCGAUGUAAGCAUUUUACGUAGGUACUUACCACCUU
Aricia agestis (brown argus) is the source of this 2000-nucleotide messenger RNA. RefSeq names its product scavenger receptor class B member 1 (gene emp). The transcript is spliced from 11 exons. Gene Ontology annotation, cellular component: membrane; cytoplasm; lysosome. Gene Ontology annotation, molecular function: scavenger receptor activity. NCBI's taxonomy places the organism in Eukaryota, Metazoa, Arthropoda, Insecta, Lepidoptera, Lycaenidae. Bases 108 to 1655 code for a protein of 515 amino acids. The record is from RefSeq and is a predicted model, not a curated record.